GGAUGUGGAGCUGCAUUAACUCCCGGGUUGAAUGGAUCGUAAUCGUUGCUACAGCAGUGGAAUAUUAAAUGCUAUUGUAAAUCCUAUACUUUAUAUUGGAAAAUAAAUAAAAAUGUCACUGUCAACUGCACGAUCAUUCCUAUCAGAGGCUUGUUAUGGGGAACAGGAAUUGGACGCCAAUUCCGCUCUGAUGGAGCUGGACAAAGGGCUGCGCUCGGGAAAGCUGGGAGAGCAGUGUGAGGCUGUGGUGCUGUUUCCCAAACUCUUCCAGAAAUACCCCUUUCCCAUCCUCAUCAACUCCGCAUUUCUGAAACUAGCGGACAUCUUCAGGCUUGGGAAUAACUUUCUGCGCCUCUGUGUGCUGAAAGUAACUCAACAGAGUGAGAAGCACCUGGAGAAGAUCCUUAACGUGGACGAAUUUGUUAAAAGGGUGUUUUCAGUCAUCCAUAGCAAUGACCCUGUGGCCAGAGCAAUCACACUAAGGAUGCUGGGGAGUCUGGCCUCCAUCAUCCCAGAGAGGAAGAAUGCUCAUCAUAGUAUUCGCCAGAGCCUGGACUCGCAUGACAACGUGGAAGUGGAGGCUGCGAUAUAUGCUGCUGCAAGUUUCUCUGCUCAGUCAAAAGACUUUGCAGCUGGAAUUUGCAACAAACUUAGUGAAAUGAUUCAAGGUUUAGACACUCCAGUGGAUCUGAAGCUGAAGCUGAUCCCAAUGCUGCAGCACAUGCACCAUGAUGCCAGCUUGGCUUCCAGCAGCAGAGAGCUUCUACAGCAUCUGGUCAACUCUUACCCUUCCACCCCCAUGGUCAUUGUUACCCUGCACACUUUCACCCAGCUGGCUGCCUCCUCCCUCAUCGAUAUCCCUAAGCAGUUACAACUUCUCCUUCAGUACCUCAAAGAUGACCCACGGAAAGCUGUUAAGAGACUUGCAAUUAAUGACCUAAAGCUUCUGGCUAAAAAGGCUCCCCAUCUUUGGCUCAGAGAAAACACCCAGACGCUGUGUGAGUGUGCUUUGACUAGCCCCUACAACAGUCUGAAGCUGGGGAUGUUGGCCGUCCUUUCCACCCUGUCUGGAACAAUUGCAAUCAAACAGUACUUUGGUGGAUCUUCAGUUCCCCCUCGACUCACUGACCUGGUUAAACUGGCACAAGAAUGCUGUUACCACAGCAACCUGGCAGUGUCUGCACACGGGGUCAUAGUGCUCUCCAACAUUGCUAUUUCUUGUCCAGAAAAAGAUAUAGUGCAGCUCGAGCAGGACACAAUUCUAGGAGUGGAGUCCCUACUGAUGCUCUGCAGUCAGGACAGCAGCCCCAGUGCCCAGGCUACACUCAAAACGGCUCUCACCUCAUUGGUUAAGCUGCUGAAAAAUCGGCCCCAUCUCAGCCAAUCGGUUGUGGAAUUCCUGCUCAGCCAGCUCCACUUAUCCUGUGACUCCUCUUGUGUUCUCAUGUGCCACGCACUAGCAGCCAUCACCACCCAUCUUCCAGUGCUGGGCCACGGUAUGCUGGGAGACCUGGUGGACCUCUACCGUGCAGCCAGUCACUCCUCGACUGCCAAGCAGCAAGAGCUUCUGGUUUCCCUAGCCACAGUGAUUUUUGUCGCAAGUCAGUCGUCUCUGACGGUUGACGUGAAGACGGUCAUCAAACAGCAGCUGGAGAAUGGCGCUAAUGGCUGGACUGUGUACCGCAUCGCCAGACAAGCCUCACGCAUGGGAUGCCAUGAGUUCUCCAGUGAGCUGUACCAGAGCCUGCGGACCCGUGUGGCGUCGGAGCACUUCUACUUCUGGCUGAACAGCCUGAAGGAGUUUUCACAGGCUGAGCAGUGUCUGAAUCACGUAGAGGACGGCGACUACAGUGGAGCCAUGAGUGCCAUUGCGGAGGCCCUGCGCUCCUACCAAAAGGGCAUCGCCUCCCUCACAGCUGCCAGCACUCCUCUGAGCCCGCUUACAUUUCAAUGUGAGUUCAUUAAGCUGCGGAUCGACACCCUGCAAGCCCUGUCACAGCUCAUUUGUACCUGCAACAGUCUGAAAACCAGUCCCCCUCCCGCUAUCGCCACCAGCAUCGCCCUCACUUCAGGCAAUGACCUGCAGCGGUGUGGCCGCAUUUCCAUGCAGAUGAAGGUAUGCAUGGACGAGUUCAGACGUCUCGCCGCUCGCUAUGCAGAUUUACAUCAGUCCUCGUUUGACGCAGACUAUGCUACUCUUCGCAAUGUGGAGCUACAGCAACAGAGCUGUCUACUUGUCUCCCAUGUCAUUGAAGCAUUGAUCCUGGACCCGCAGGCAGCCAGUUUUCAGGAGUGUGGCACUCUGGGGGCGGUUCAGACCGAGAGCGAAUAUGAGCGACAAAUGAUGUCAGUCUUCAAUCGCGUCCUAGAGGAAGUGGAGGGUCUCACCAAGAAACACCCCCCAGUUUCAUACCUGCAUACAAGUUGUCUCUGUGAUGCGGUCAUAGCUUUGCUCAAAGUGCCGCUGUCUUUCCAGAGGUACUUCUUCCAAAAGCUCCAGUCCACAAGCAUUAAGCUUGCCCUCUCACCAUCUCCACGAACGCCGAGUGAACCGAUCCCAGUACAGAACACUCAGCAGCUGACACUGAAGGUAGAGGGGGUGGUGCAGCACGGUUCGACUCCAGGGCUCUUCAGGAAGAUCCAGUCUGUCUGUCUAAAUGUUACUUCAGUUCUCCAGAGCAAGACAGGGCCUGACUACAAGAUUCCUCUAGAUUCCAAAACAAAUGAGAUUGAACAGAGAGUAGAACCCCACAACGACUACUUCAGCACCCAGUUUUUGCUGAAUUUCUCCAUACUGGGCACACACACAGUCACUGUGGAGGCCUCCGUGGUGGACGAAAGCGGCAUCGAAUGGAAGACCGGACCCAAGACGACGGUGUCGGUCAAAUCCCUGGAGGAUCCAUACUCCCAGCAGCUCCGCCACCAGCUGCAGCAGGGCGGAGCCCAGUCUGCCCCGCAGAGGAGUGCAUACAAUCGCUUCUAGUAAACGUGCCCUUGAUGCUUGGUUACAGUCAAAAACUGUUUGCUCCAAUGCAAAGAUUUUGCCUUGUUAAAAUAGUGUAUAUAUUUUUAAUGAUUAAAAGAUGAAUUUAAAUUGCU
This is a messenger RNA of Betta splendens (Siamese fighting fish), 3099 nucleotides long. RefSeq names its product integrator complex subunit 7 (gene ints7). Gene Ontology annotation, cellular component: integrator complex. NCBI's taxonomy places the organism in Eukaryota, Metazoa, Chordata, Actinopteri, Anabantiformes, Osphronemidae. Gene Ontology annotation, biological process: snRNA 3'-end processing. The record is from RefSeq and is a predicted model, not a curated record. The coding region runs from base 113 to 2983 and encodes 956 amino acids. The transcript is spliced from 20 exons.